Tarenaya hassleriana is the source of this 1766-nucleotide messenger RNA. Its product is annotated as beta-glucuronosyltransferase GlcAT14B-like. Bases 319 to 1629 code for a protein of 436 amino acids. The transcript is spliced from 4 exons. Lineage: Eukaryota; Viridiplantae; Streptophyta; Magnoliopsida; Brassicales; Cleomaceae. The record is from RefSeq and is a predicted model, not a curated record. Gene Ontology annotation, molecular function: glucuronosyltransferase activity. Gene Ontology annotation, cellular component: membrane.
UCUCUCUCUCUCUCUCUCUCUUCCACCGUCACAGCAACUAUAUGAACAUAUAUGCAUUUAACACAAAAGUGGUAGACCCCAAAAAUUCUACACGAAUCAUUGCCACAAAUCACCUCUCACACUUUUGCAAUGCUCAAACAGAUUCUUCUCUCCCAAAACCCAAGACAUUGAUUCAAGGGUUUUUGAAAAGAAUCAAUUUUUUUUUUAUCAGAUGAAGAACAUGAAAGUAGUGUCUGAUCAGAUUUUCUAAAUCCCAAGAAGAAAAUCUGUGCUUUUGGUUUUGGAUGAAUGAGAUGAGCAAAAACUCGGAAACCCAGAAUGUCUAAUCAUUCUUUCCGCUUCCCGAAACCGCCAUUGAUGGAUGUCUCGAAGCUUCAGCAUCAGAACAAGAGGAAAGUAUGGUUUCUGUCUCUGAUUCUCUUCUUCAUCGCCUCCACUCUCCUCAUCAUCACCUCCACAUUCUCCACUUCCUCACUCCUGCGUGCCUACGCAUUCUCUCGCCGCCGUAUAAGCCCACGCGCCGCCGCGAAACCUCGUCCAAAGUUCGUCGAAUCGAAGCUUCGCGUGACGGAAACUUCAAAAGAACCCAUACCCAGAAUCGCCUACCUGAUCUCCGGCUCGAGAGGAGAUUGCGAGAGCUUGAAGAGGGCUCUGAGAGCUCUGUACCACCCGAGGAAUCAGUACGUUGUUCAUCUGGACCUGGAGGCGACGGCGGAGGAGCGGAUGGAGCUGGCGAGGUUUACGGCGGAGGAGCCUUCGUUCGCAGCGGUUGGGAACGUGAGAACGAUCGUGAGGGCGAAUCUGGUUACUUACAGGGGACCGACGAUGGUGAGCAACACGCUUCACGCGGCGGCGGUUUUGCUCCGGCACGGCGGCGCGUGGGAUUGGUUCAUCAACCUCAGUGCUUCUGAUUAUCCUCUGGUCACUCAAGACGAUUUGCUUCACGUCUUCUCGACAGUUCCCCGAGACUUCAAUUUUAUCGAGCAUACGAGCGACAUCGGUUGGAAAGAAUGGCACAGAGCGAAACCCGUAAUAAUCGAUCCCGGGCUGUAUAGCCUCGAGAAAUCGGAUGUAUUUUGGGUUACCGAGAAGCGAAGCAUGCCAUCUGCGUAUCGGCUUUUCACAGGAUCCGCGUGGAUGAUGCUUUCCCGUCAGUUCAUCGAGUACUCGCUAUUCGGUUGGGACAACCUCCCGAGGAUAACCCUAAUGUACUACUCGAAUUUCCUAUCCUCGCCCGAGGGAUACUUCCACACGGUCAUUUGCAACGCCGACGAAUUCAAGAACACGACCGUGAACCACGACCUCCAUUUCAUUUCGUGGGACAACCCUCCGAAACAGCAUCCCCACUUCCUUACGACCGACCAUUUCGACAGAAUGGUCGGAAGCAACGCUCCCUUCGCGAGAAAGUUCGGAAACAACGAGCCGGUUCUCGACAGGAUCGAUUCCGAACUUCUAGGGAAGAGUAGCCCUGACGUGUUUGUCCCGGGAGGGUGGUUUCGAGGGGAAGGAGAGAUGAUCGUUUCGGGAAACGGGACCGAGCUGAGGCCGGGACCGGGGGCUGAGAGGCUGAAGAAGCUGAUAACAGGGCUCUUGUCGGCUCAAGAUUUUCGUAGAACACAAUGUGCCUGAAACUGAGAAUCGGUUAUGUAAUAAGAGAAGUUUUAGAGGAAUCUAUAGGAGUAACUAAAAGGGGGAACAAAGAUGUUGUCUCUAAUAUGUUAUAUAUAUAUAUAUAUAUAUAUAUAUAUAUAUAAUUUUUAUUUAUU